CUCUUCAACUUCCGACUACAACUUUUUGCACACAAACCCAGUGGACAUUACACUUUCUUACAUUUACGAUUUACGAGACAUCAGAAUUUUGAGGAUUCUUGCAGUGAGGACAUUAAUAGUAAACAAUCGUGCUUCAGCGGGGUUUCAGACAUGAGAGGUGGAGUUAUCGCAUUGCUCAUCCUCCUCUGGCUACUCAGUGGAGACGAAGGUCCUCGUACAGAGCAUUUACAGAAAGCACUCAGAGAGCUGAAUGAAGAAGCCGCUGUCUGUGGGAACCGUACUUUUGGGGUCAAUGUUUCUUAUCCACUUCCAGAAGCUGUGUCAAUAGAGCUUACCAAGUUGUUCAAACCAGCAGGAAGUUGGGGAGCACAUUUUUACCAUAACCUCACAGGGUCGUUUAAAGGCGAUUGGGUUUUUGAUGAAGAGAUUGCUGCAAAAAUUAAUCAAGAGUUUCCUUUGCCAAAUGCUCCUCCGGCCAAGGAGGAUUCUAAAACGAAUGGGACAGUCUCGGAAGUCAAUGACAAGAAUAAUGAUAGCAUAACAGGGCCCAAUAAAGAGGAGAGCGGGACAGAUGGUAGAACCACGCCAAUAGAUCCUAAGGAAGGCUCAACGAACAGUACAAUUGAAGAAGGCUCAGCAGAAGAUGAUAAAUCAAUAGACACCAUAGAAGAUAAGAAACCCAAGUACUUGGAGGACCUGGAUAAAUUCAAAGGCUCCUUUCAAUUCAAUGAAUCUGGAUCCUUUACGUUCAAUAUCAGAGAGACGAAGGCUACGGAACAUGUGAAUUGGGUCAAGGGAAGCUGGAGACUGAGGCAUGAAGAUAAUGAGGACUAUGGUAUAGCGCUGAAUGUCCAGGGUGUUCAUUUUGUUCAUAAUGGGUCCUUUUAUAUGUGGGGGAUUCCUGAAGAGUAGGACACAACCCGGAAAGGGUUUAAGCUUCACCUUGAACUGCUCUACUUUGGCUUGUAUUCGAUAACAAGCAUGCUCACAAUGUUGUUUUAUCCUUUUGUGUCUAAUAGGAGUCGGAUGCCUCUUUGGCGAGUAUUGGAUCUAAUGCCCAACAAUGUAUCCUUUACGCUUGCUCUGGCGGCAGUCAAGGAGCAAUAUCAAAAGCGGAUCAAAACAAUACAAGAUGUGAUGGAUGGGAUCGACACUUUAGAGUAUCCAGAGACAACACUAUCUGAAUCUUCUAGCUGCCACUAUCAAAUGUACAUGCAACUUGGUGCCAUUGACUCGAGUGUUCGAUCCACGGCAGUUAAGGAGCUUGAACGAGAAUGGGCGUCGCCG
This is a messenger RNA of Lobosporangium transversale, 1287 nucleotides long. RefSeq lists its product as hypothetical. The transcript is spliced from 4 exons. The coding region runs from base 151 to 912 and encodes 253 amino acids. The record is from RefSeq and is a predicted model, not a curated record. NCBI's taxonomy places the organism in Eukaryota, Fungi, Mortierellomycota, Mortierellomycetes, Mortierellales, Mortierellaceae.